This is a messenger RNA of Suhomyces tanzawaensis NRRL Y-17324, 674 nucleotides long. Its product is annotated as ubiquinol--cytochrome-c reductase subunit 6. The record is from RefSeq and is a predicted model, not a curated record. The coding region runs from base 152 to 532 and encodes 126 amino acids. NCBI's taxonomy places the organism in Eukaryota, Fungi, Ascomycota, Pichiomycetes, Serinales, Debaryomycetaceae. Gene Ontology annotation, biological process: mitochondrial electron transport, ubiquinol to cytochrome c. The transcript is spliced from 2 exons.
UUCUAGCCAAUGAAAGUACCGUUUUUUCCCAUAGACGUAAUCUGUAUAGUACGGUUUUGCACCUUGUAUGAAAAAAAUCAUUCGAAAGAUUAACUAAGAAUCGGAUAUUGAUUGAACAAACCAGAGAUUGGUUCGAGUAAAGAAUAGCAAUAUGUCAUUUUUCAGGGACUUAAUAGAAACCGUUUUGCCAGCUGCUUACGCUGAAGAAGUAAAAUCCGAAGAAACUGAAGAGUCUGAAGAUGCCGAAGAAGGUGACGAUGACGAAGACGAAGACGAUGAGGAUGAUGAAGAUGAAGAUGAAGAAGAAGUCGCUGACCCAUUAGACACUUUGCGUGAAGAAUGUCAGGACACUCCAGCAUGUAAGCCAUUCAACCACCACUUCCACGAAUGUGUUGAAAGAGUCACCAAGGAACAAGAAGAGGAAGACUAUGAACACAAGGCAUACAAGGAAGAUUGUGUUGAGGAAUUCUUCCACUUGCACCACUGUAUCAACGACUGUGUUGCUCCAAGAUUAUUCAACAAAUUAAAGUAAACCACUUCCUGCCAUGAUGGCAAUCCAGCAUGAUUGAAGAUUGAUAAAAUGUAAUCAUACCUGUUUCAGGCAUAAAUAUACAAACGAACAAGACGGAGAGUGUAGAAGUAGUAGCUAGGGACUCAGAAGCUCAGAAUUGUCG